GAAUUCCAAUCCCAACUCAUUUUACCCCACCCUACCCCAUCCUAUCCCAUCCUAUCCCAUCCUAUCCCAUCCUAAAGAUAUUGUGUUUUGAAUUUUUGGAUUACUCAUAGCUAUCACUACGAUCGCUUGGAAGGUUGUUAUUGCCAAACUACUGUUCAACAUGCAAGAAGACGAAAGCAAACCGAAUUGUCAUGCGCUUUUGAUCGGAAUCAAUCUUUAUCAACAGUUGUUGCCGACAGGCGCCUACAAAGACUGGUCGCUGAAAGGAUGUGUACGAGAUGUCCAAGAAAUCAAGGAGUACAUGGAAGAUAUACUGCAUGUCAAACAUAUACAGAUGUUAACGGCGAGUACGCUCGAUGAACACUCUCGUCUGAGUGCAGAUUUUAUUCAUCCGAUCGAAGAGCCAGAGCUGUGGCCAACAUACGCAAAUAUAAUCUCCAGUUUAGAUUAUAUCAAUUCUUCAGCCAAGCCCGGCGAUUCCGUAUACAUACAUUUCUCUGGGCAUGGUACCUCCAAAGACUCUACAGAACCCAUGAUGUUGGUUCUCUUUGAUAGAGGGAGCAAUCGCGGUCUUCGUUAUCUGCAAGGCUCGGAAUUGACACAAUUGCUCAGUAAGAUGGUGGAUAAGAAAUUGACAGUGACGCUUGUGCUAGAUUGCUGCCAGUCUGGUGGCGUCAUGCGCAACGAUUCUUCAAUCCGAUUUCUUGAAUACGACCCUCUGGUCGAUGCUGCAUAUCCAUCUUCUCAUGAGCAGUAUCUUAACCCAACCUACCGCCACAUCGCCGCAUCUUGUGAUACGCUGAGAAAUCCAAGUGGUUACAUGAUCAUCACUGCUGCUGGUCCUCACGAGAAAGCGCAAGAGCAUGAUUUCAGUAAAAAUAAACAUAAUAAACAAUAUCAUGGGGUGCUAUCCUAUUUCUUACUCAAAGCCUGGAAAGAGUCUGGUGGUCCUACAGUGAAACAAAAGCUUAUUUACGAAUACCUGUCUAUCAGGGUCCGAAAAACUUGCCAGGGACAGAAUCCUAUGUGUUAUGGAACCAAUAUUCGAGGAUUUUUUGGAGACGUCCCAACGGGAAUCAAUCAAACAUCUAUUCUCGUGGUCAUAAAACCAGAUAAAAACAUACAAUUAGAAGCUGGCCAUAUACAUGGUAUUUGUGACGGCGAUCAAUUUUUCUUACAUCCUUUCGGCGAUUCCAAUUCUGAAUCGGGAGAGCCAAUAAUUGCCAAGGUCAUACAUGUUCGAACUCUUGUUUCAGACUUGAAAUUAUUAAAUAUAGCAUCUACUGAAGUCAGGACAUGUUGGUUCGCAACACCGCUUACACGCCUAUCCUUGAGGAAAUUCCCCAUUCGAAUCCAGCUCAGUGCCCCGUUUCAUGAUGAUUGGGAGACAGCUCGGAAAGAACGACAAUCACUCAAUAUCAUCGAUAUGAAUCAGACUCUAGAACAACCAACCUCUUUCCUCGUGAUUCAAAAUAACGGAACCGAAAACGGUUACGAAAUCAGAGAUGAAUCCUCAAUAAUUAUUGAACAGCCUAGCACAACACAUCAUAAAACGGGGAAUCCAGAUGGUAUUUUAGAUAUUAUCGAGCAUAUCGCGAGGUUUAAACUAGUGAAAAAUAUAGUCAACAAAGCACUAGCAGAUCCAACACACCCUUUUAGAGAAUCAUUCAACAUUAAACUUACCAACUCAGUUGGAAAAGACUUUUAUCCAGGAUGUUCACAGACAGGCUGGUUUCAAUCUGGGUGUUCCCAUCUAGAAUGCUCGGUAGAAGUGGAUGAUGGCGACCGAAUUCAUCUGCAUGUGCAGAACAAAGGUGAUUAUAAUCUUUAUGUUUAUGUUCUCAGUCUAGGGCCACUUUGGGAAAUAGAAGGUGCUCUCCAUGCGAGUCAUGCGGUUAUUCCGGUAUCAGGAAAAGUACUCGAAAAAUCAAAUAAUUCCAAUGAUUGGACUAGAAAACUAAAGAUAAGGACACCAGACAUCAUAAAGCAGAGGCGGCAAGAUCAACAUGAAGAGGUCAUCAAAGUGUUCCUCACCACUCGACUAACUUCAUUUGCUUCACUGGAGUUGCCGGAACUCGGUAAAUCACUAGAAGUGGUUCGGCCUAAUACUAAAAGGGAAACAGGAGGUGAUGGUCCUCCGGAAAAUUGGGCCGCAGUCAACUUCCGCAUCCGCGUGUCUUCAAAGUAGCAGUAAAUGGGAUAGGGAUAGCGGCCUGGAAUCAAAAGGUAUUAAGGUUAAGUGGAUUGUAUCAGUUGUGUCAUAGAUUGAGCAACUCGGGAAUUAUGUGCAGGAAUACAAGAUUUGUAGCAAUAUAUAUUUUGUGAUGCA
This is a messenger RNA of Botrytis cinerea B05.10, 2329 nucleotides long. RefSeq lists its product as hypothetical. Gene Ontology annotation, biological process: proteolysis. Lineage: Eukaryota; Fungi; Ascomycota; Leotiomycetes; Helotiales; Sclerotiniaceae. Bases 161 to 2188 code for a protein of 675 amino acids. The transcript has a single exon. The record is from RefSeq and is a predicted model, not a curated record. Gene Ontology annotation, molecular function: cysteine-type endopeptidase activity.